Doryrhamphus excisus (bluestripe pipefish) is the source of this 8728-nucleotide messenger RNA. RefSeq names its product desmoplakin a (gene dspa). The record is from RefSeq and is a predicted model, not a curated record. Gene Ontology annotation, biological process: cell-cell adhesion; skin development; intermediate filament cytoskeleton organization. NCBI's taxonomy places the organism in Eukaryota, Metazoa, Chordata, Actinopteri, Syngnathiformes, Syngnathidae. Gene Ontology annotation, cellular component: cytoskeleton; intercalated disc; intermediate filament. Gene Ontology annotation, molecular function: structural molecule activity.
ACAUAGAGAGAGAGUCAAAGGUGUGGUUUUCUGUGGGACGCAAAAGUGCGCAGCUUCCGUCGAUUCACUGCAGACCGAACUCACCAGGCGACGGGCAAAGAAGUGAAGGAACCAGUGGACGGUCUGACACCAAAUUAACUGGCUGGUUUAAUUUGGUUACACCCACGGCUGAGAUGAGCAUGUUCGGCGGUUCUACAUCCAGGCUGGCCUCCAUGGGCCAGCGGAGUAAUUCCCGGCCGGACUUGUCGUCUUCCAGCUUCAGGAACGACAAUGUAUUCAUGGGAGGGAAUGGCUUCCAGACUGGGGAAUACCAAAUGGGGGACGGCGGCUACACCUACACGUCCACCUUCUCCAGGUCGUCCAUGCACGGUGGUGGUGGUGGGGGGGCCGGCGGUCAGAAAAUGCAAGUUAGCAUGGGAGGCGGCGGAGGUGGUGUCAUAAAUGUGCAGACCAUUCAGCAGAAAGUCAUGCAGCUGACAGCCCAGUGUCAUGAAUACCUGCACAGAGCUAAGAUGAUCCUGCAAAGUGGCGGUCAACCUAUUGAGGCAGAAAAGCUCAUGAUGAUGGCAUCAGACCACCUGGAACAGUUGAGGGCAUACGGCAUGGACCUGCAGCAGAUGCGCAUACCAAAUGACGUCUUCAGAAGUGUAGACCAACUCCAGCACAUGCAUGCUGGCAUCCAACAGCAACUGAUCGGAACCAUGACCAUCAGACGCAAUCAAAGCAGUCUGGGCUCCAUGGAGGGAGGGAAAUUCUUUAAUGAUGCCAUGGCUUGGAUCGCUCAGCAAAAGCGCAUGAUUGAGACGGCUCCGUGGGGGGAUGACUCGGCCACCAUCGAAAAACAAAUUCUAAGCCACAACAAAUUCCACAGCACAAUUCAAAGGAGCCAGGAAGUAGACCGUGCCAGGGACGAUCUGAGCAUGAGGGGGGAGAAGUCCAACAUGCACAUCCUUGACCAAGAAUGGGACAGCCUGCAGAAAAUGUCCCACAACCGUGUGGGUCAGCUGCGUGAGCUGCAGGGCAUCAUCGAGGAGAUCUCCCGCGCCAUCAUGUGGGUGAACGAGAGGGAGGAGGAGGAACUGGUCUUUGACUGGGGAGACAAAAACAUCGAACAGUACAUUCCCAGGAAGCAAGAGAGCUACUCUAGGCUGAUGAAGGAGCUGGAGGAGAAGGAGAAAGAGCUAAACAAGCUCAAGGUGAAAACAGACGGCCUCCUGAGUAACAACCAUCCAGCCUCAGAUAAGAUUGAAGCCUACAUGGACACUUUACAGACCCAGUGGAGCUGGCUUCUCCAGAUCACCAAGUGUAUUCACGUUCAUUUGAAGGAGAAUGCAGCUUACAGCCAAUUUUUCAAGGAGGCCAAUGAGACCAAUGAGAAGCUGAGGAAGGACCACGAGAGCAUCCGUACCAAGUUCACAUGCAACAAGAACACCCCGCUGGAAAACCUGACAGAGCUCUUGAAACUCCUAGAGAAAGAGAAAGAACGAAUCAUGGAGAAUAAAAGACAAGUCCAAAGUCUGGUAAACAAGUCCAAGACUAUUGUGAGGCUGAAGCCCCGCAAUCCCGACGAACCAACAGCAACCAACAGUCCUGUCAUGGUCCAGGCCUUGUGUGACUUCAAGCAGGACCAGAAAGGGAUUUUGAAAGGGAACGAAGGCAUACUGAAAGACAACACGCAGCGCAGCAAGUGGCUUGUGACUGGGCCAGGAGGACUGGACAUGUUGAUUCCCUCAGUGUGUUUGCUGAUACCUCCACCAAACCCCCUUAGCAUCGGCCUUGCCAAUAAGAAUGAGCAGUAUUAUGAAGCCAUCAUGGCCAUUUGGAAUCAGCUCUACAUCAACAUCAAGAGUCUCAUGUCAUGGCAGUACUGCCUCAAAGACGUCAACUACAUCAACUCUCUCACCUUCUCUAUGCUGUCUAAGAUGCGUCCUGAGGAGUACCGGAGUAUCAUCAAGAGACUGGAGACCCACUACCAAGAGUUCCUGCGCAACAGUCAAGGAUCUGAUAUUUUUGGGGAAGAAGAUAAGCUCGCCAUCCAGAAUUACUUUGACAAAGCCCAGAACCAUUAUGAUACAUUGGUUAUCCAGCUGACUGGCUACAAUGAAACCAAACAGGAGCCAACCAAACCUGCACCCCCCAAAUUGCCUACCCUCAGUAUCUCACUGCUGAGCAGCCUGCAAGAGAUCAGACGAAGACUAGAGAUAGCAGAGUCUGGACUCACUAGCCAUCUUCACAUUUGCCCGAGGGAAAACAGCCUGCAAGAGUGCUUAGUACACAUUCAAAAUCUGCAAGCUGUGCACCAAGAUCUGGAUUCCAUUCACGAUGAAUACCUGCAUCUAAGAGAAAGGAUUCUCAAGCAACUGGAAGGGAUCCCUGCCGACUCUGAGCAAGCCAGGUUUCUCCGUUCUGAGUUGGAUAUCAUCAGCCAGAAACUGGGAGGUCUGCAGGGUCUCUACUCAGCCUACAUCCAACGAUUGUCAGCGCUGAAGGCCUUACUUCAGAGUCUGCUCCAGGCUGAGGACAUUGUCAAAGUCCACGAGGCUCGACUGACGGAGAAAGAGACCACUUCACUGGACCCGCGAGAGCUUGACAACUAUCAAAGCACAUUGAAGCAAAUGAAGAUCGAAUUGGACCAAAAAAAAGACCUGCUGACUACUAUGGAGUCUGAGCUGGCCAAAGCAGUUCAAUGGAACGAUCAAGUCUCAGAGUCUUUCCACAAGUGCGAUGUCAACUUGUCCAAAUAUGCCGAGCUCGUGUCUCAACUGUCAGACCGCUGGCGCCGCAUCCAAACCCAAAUUGACAACAGAUUGUGGGAUCUGGAGAAGCAUGAGAAGCAGCUGAAACAUUACAAGCAGAGCAGCACUUCCUUGGAACAGUGGAUAAACAAUGCCCGGAAGCGCCAGGAUGGCCUGCAGAGUGUUAAGCUCAGUAACAUCCAGACCGUCAUGGACCACCUUAACCAACAGAAGGCGCUUCACGGUGAAAUUAAAGGGAAGAAGGAGAAAGUGGAGGAUGUCCACAAAGAUGCGGACACCUGCGCUGUUUCCAUAAAGGACUAUGAAAUGCAGCUGGCUUCGUACAGUUCCGGCCUGGAAACGCUUCUGAAUAUUCCUAUCAAGAGAACCAUGCUGCAGUCACCUGCUUCUGUUGUCAGACAGGAGGCUUCUGACCUCCAGUCGCAGUACAUUGAGCUACUGACUCGCUCAAGUGAUUACUACAAGUUUUUAGGAGAGUUGUUGAAGAACAUGGAAGAGUUAAAGAUUAGGAACACCAGAAUUGAGAUGCUGGAGGAGGAACUGAGGCGCCUCAAAGGUGACCUCCAGGAUCGUAACCAGAAAAACAGUGGACUGGAAGAUGCCUUAGCCCGCCUCAAGCUGGAGCUCAGCCAGUCAAAAGACCAGCUCAUCUCUAUGGAGGAAGUGAAGAGAACCACUGCCAUUCAAGUAUCUGCUACCAAGGAUAGCCUAGACAGUACCCACUUGCAAAUUCAAGAGUUGACUGAGCAGCUCAACCGCAUUAAGUAUCAAUUGGAAGAAGAAAAGAGGAAAAAAAGGCUGGCUGAGGAGCGCUACACCAGCCAACAAGAAGAGUAUGAGGCGGCUGUUCGGCGUAGACAGAAAGAACUAGAAGAGCUUAACUGGGCGAAGAUUGAUUUGGAAAAGACUGUGAAGGACAAGGAACGUGAGCUUGAGAGGCUGAAGAUACUGCUGGAGGAGGAGGCGGCACGUCGCCGAAAUGCUGAGUCAGAUAUUUCAAAGGUAAGAACACAGUGCACCCAGGAGAUCAGUCAACUUAAGCAGACAUACGAGACCCAGAUCCACGUCACCAAGACCACUGUCCUGAAGGCCUCGCAACAGAAAGAAGAGGACUCGGCGGAAUUGAGGCGGCAGUAUGAAAAGCUUGCCAGCGAUAAGAGGGAUCUCGAAGAUGAGCUGCGAAGACUGAAACUCUCCAUCUCUCACGCUGAAGAGCAGAAAAACAGAGCAGAGAUGGAAUCCAACCAACAGAAGUCAUCAUUGACUCAAGAGACAAGGAUCCGGAGUGAACUGGAGAUUCAAAUCAGGAAGUUCACACAGCAGAGAGAAGAUGACGAGAUGAAACUAAAGGAUGCCAACAAAAUUAUUCAGGAAAAAGGGAGGCAGAUCAACAUGCUUACACGGGAUCUUGAUGAAGAAGGGAAGAAAAGGAGGGCUCUGGAAUUGCAAAUCAGUAACCUGAAACAAUCUGAGGCAGAUCUAAAGGCAAAGAACGCCUCUUUUUUGGAGACCAUUAACAAGCUUAAAGUGUCUGAGCAGGAGAUCCGCAUCACUCGAGUGGAGCUGGAGAAGCAGACCAGUGAGAAAAACAAGGUUGAGCAGAGUUCUGUGAGGCUACAGAGUCGUAUUCGUGAACUUCAGUGCUCUCUGGAUGCAAUGGGAGCUGAGUUGGAGAAGGAGAAAAAGGCUAGCCAAGAGGAGUUCACACGUAGAAAGAGACUGGAGUCAGAGCUGGAGAGGUUGACGCAAACCUGUAGAGAACACACCACCACCAUUACUAGCCUGAAAUCCGUUCAAGUGGAGGCUUCAAACUCUGGAAGGAAGUAUGAAAAGGAUCUCAGAGGCCUUCAGGAUGCUCUCGACAAGAGCCUGAGGGAGCAUAAACUCACCAAAGAUGAGCUGGCAGCUGUGACAGCAGAGUUGAAGUCAGUGAAACAGAAACUCCAGCAGGAUCAAAUCCAGAUUAUGGAUCUCAAUCAGCGCAAUGAAAGUCUGUACAGAACCAUUGAGGAAAAAAGUCGCCAUCUUAAUGAAUGCACCGUCGAAAUAGAACGUCUCAAGACGCUGACGCAGAACCUGACAAAGGAGAGGCUGAGGUUGGAGGAGGAGCUGAGGGCCCUAAAGCAGGAGAGAGAUAACCUCCUGCUUAGCAGAGAUGCCAUUGAUGGAGAAAACGCCUCUCAAAUCGCAGCCUUGCAUGUCCAGCUUCAGAAUAGCAACAAGAGGACAGCGGAGCUCCAGGCUCUCAUCAAUGACCUGACCAGGGAGAGAGAAAAGCUUAAUGUGGAAAUAGACAAAUUCCAAAAGCAGUCCUAUGAGACAUCCAUCAUGGUGCACGAGUCCCAAAGCAAAUACAGUGAGCUACUGCUGGAGAGGGAUGACUUGCUUUCCAAGCUUAAACUGCUGGACCAGGACAAACACCGUCAGAAGCGGCUCGAGGAGGAGCUCUCCCGUAUCAAACACUCUCUGGAGAUGGAGCUCCGAAACAAACAGCGAUUUGUUGAUGAGAAAAACAGCGUUCUGAAGGAUUUCACCCUUCUGAAGAGCCAAUAUGAGCUGAAGGAGACCCAGCUCAGGCAGUGGGAGUCAGACAGGGCCAAGACUGAUCAGGAUAGGUUAGGUUUAAAGAAGGAAAUCGACAGGUUGAUGCGAGAGCUGAGAAGUGUUGAGGAACGCUACAAGAGCAGGCUGUUGGCCUCUGAGAAGGAGGCAACAGAGCUAGCGCUCAAAAGAGAUGCACUGCAGAGGGAGAUAGAGAGGUUGCAGAGGAGACCGAGCACGUUAAGUAGACAGACACAGACGGAUGUGAAGGUGAUGACAAUCGACCCCUCUAAGCUUGUAUUCGACGGGGUGCGGCGCAAAGUCACAGCCCACCAACUUUGUGACUGCGGUAUCAUCAGUAAGGCAACUCUAGAGCUGCUGCUGCAGGGGAAGAAGACGGUAGACGAGGUCGCCGUUGACAUCCAGGUUAACCUAAAGGGUACAGGUAUUAUUGCCGGCAUGAUGACAGGCUCUCAAGGGAAAAUGCCAUUCACUGAAGCUAAAAGCAAAAACCUCCUCAGCCCAGAGAGCGCACUCAUGCUCCUGGAGGCUCAGGCAGCAACGGGCUACAUAGCAGACCCAGCUUUUAAUGACAAGAUGCCUGUGGACACUGCCUGUUCCAGGGGGAUUGUGGACACAGAAGACAGAGAUGCCUUGGUAAAAGCUGAAGCAGCGAGUGUUGGUUUCAAAGAUCCUUACACGGGUAAAGUAUUAUCUGUGGGCCAGGCUUGCAAACAAGGCCGUGUUGACAAGGAGACAGCGCUGCGUUUGCUGCAGGCUCAGGAGUCUGUUGGCGGCAUAUUGGAUCCUGUUUUGAGUGUCUUCCUGCCAAAAGAUCUGGCUUUGGAUCGCAAUCUUAUUGAUGAGGACCUCUAUAGGGCUUUGAACCGGAAACCCGCCUGCUACCUGGAUCCAGCAACAGGAGAAAAGAUAAGUUAUGGUGACCUUAGAAGGAAGUGUUCAGUGGAACCUGUCUCUGGUUUACUUCUGCUGCAUGGCCCGGAGAAACCCAUGACGGUAAAAGGUCUGCGUGGGCAAGUCUCUUUGACAGAGCUUGUCGAAUCUGAAUUGCUUGAUGAAACUGACUUGCAGAAGCUUAGAGAGGGACAGAUCACUAGCAGAGAUAUCGAGGAGAAGCUGAGGUCUUACCUCUACGGAUCCACCUGUAUUGCAGGUAUCUACGAUGAGGCCAAUGACAGAAUAUGGCCCUUUUAUCAGGCAAUGACGGAAGGUUUGCUGAUGAGGGGAACCACAUUGGAGCUUCUUGAAGCCCAGGCUGCAUCAGGAUUCAUUGUGGACCCAGUCAACAAUGUCUUUUUGACAGUGGAGGAGGCCACAAGGAGAGGCUUGGUAGGGAAGGAAUUUAAGAAUAAGUUGCUAUCUGCAGAAAAGGCAGUCACUGGAUAUAAAGACCCAGCCACAGGAAAGACAAUCUCCCUUUUCCAAGCCAUAGAGAAAGAUAUCAUUGAGAAAGGCCAUGGAAUUCGUCUGCUUGAGGCCCAAAUUGCCAGUGGUGGCAUUAUUGACCCCAAAGAAAGUCACCGUAUCGAUGUCGCUGUUGCUUAUAAAAGAGGAUAUUUUGAUAAGGAGAUGAAUGAGAUCCUCUCCUAUGAAGGCGAUGACACAAAAGGCUUCUUUGACCCUAACACCAAGGAUAACUUGACCUAUCUUCAACUGAAGGAGAGGUGCAUAACCGAUUCCAAGACCGGUCUAAUACUUUUGCCUUUAAAAGACAAGAGCAAAACCCAAUCGCAAGAAAGCCGUAGCAAUGUCCUCCGCAAGAGGCGGGUUGUAAUUGUUGACCCAGACACUGGUCUGGAGAUGUCAGUAAGAGAAGCUUAUCACAAGGAGCUAAUAGACUAUGACACUUUUCUAGACUUGUCAGAACAGGAGUGCGAGUGGGAGGAGAUCACCAUCAAAGGAUCAGAUGGCUCUACACGCUUGGUGAUAGUGGACAGGAAAACAGGGAUCCAGUAUGACAUUCAGGACUGCCUGGAACAUGGUAUCAUUGACCAGAAUACCCUGGAUCAGUAUCGGUCUGGAACACUAACCUUGACCCAGUUUGCUGACCAAAUUACCAGCAAAAGCAGCAGCAGCGACAUGACAAUCACAGCCAGCAAUGUGGACGACAUGGUGACCUGCAGCAGUCCCAUCCAGGCUGCGCCAUCCUCUCCAACAGUCCGUAAACGCUUCAGCAGUAUCUCUAUUACGGUCUCUCCCCCCGAGGUGUUUGAUGACCAGAGCCCGGUGGCGGCCAUCUUUGACACAGAAACAUUGGAGAAGAUAACCAUUCCUGAAGCAGUUAGAAGAGGAAUAGUUGAUAACCUUACAGCACAGAGGCUCCUGGAGGCUCAGGCAUGCACUGGUGGAAUCAUCAACCCUGCAACUGGUGAGAGACUAACCCUGCAGGACGCUGUCCAUCAAUGUGUCCUUGAUGAAGCCAUGGCUAAUAAGCUGAAAGCUGCACAGAAAGCCUAUGCUGGUUUUGAGGAUGUGAAGACCAAGAGAAAGAUGUCUGCAGCAGAGGCAGUGAAGGAGACGUGGCUACCUUAUGAGGCUGGACAGAGGUUUCUUGAGUUCCAGUACUUGACAGGAGGCCUGGUGGAUCCUUGCACUGGACAACGCAUUACCAUUGAAGAGGCCAUCCGCAAAGGUUGGGUAGAUGGCCUUGGCGCCCAGAAGCUUCAGAAUACACGCGGCUACCAGAAGACUCUGACCUGCCCCAAGACCAAGCUGAAAAUAUCCUACAAAGAAGCCAUGGAUAGCUGCAUGGUGGAAGAGAGCAACGGUAUGAAGAUGCUUCAGGCCUCCUCUGUAUCCUCAAAGGGAAUCAGCAGCCCUUACAAUGUCUCCAACCCAGGAUCUAAAUCUGGAUCCAGGGCUGGUUCCAGAAGUGGAUCCAGAAGAGGCAGUGUGGAUUAUUCAUCCACAUACAACUAUACCUUCACAUCCAGCAGUACCAACUAUAGUGCCAGCUCUCAAUCUUAAUGCACACAACUGCUAGACGUGUUAGUACUAGUUCUACGUUUUUAUUAACUUUACAGUUUUAACAUUCUUUAAAAGGUUUAUCUGGUAUAUAUGAAAUUUGGGAUUUUUUAGAACUAAAUGCGAGUUUGUAUCCUGAUGAGUGCUUUAAUCUUGUUUUUUAAUGAAACUUAUGUUCAGUAUACUUCACCCACUUGCAGAAAUGAAUAUACUGUACAUGUAAAAGCAAAUUUUAAUAUGUGGCUUUUUUUAAAGAGUGCUUGUUCACAUUCAUCUUGCUGUUUUUUUUAUAAGAGUUUGUUGUAUCUUAAUGUUUUUUUUUCCCGAUAAAUGAUAUAUGCUACUGUUUUGUUUUGACUUAAAAGUACUGAUCACCUUUAAGAAAAGUUAAAGCUCUGCCAUUAAAUGUUAUUCAAAAGUGAUUAAACAAUAAAGAAAGUUAUUAC